AACAAUGCCACAUGCGGAUUGCGGAACACAUGUACGCACAACUUUAUCCAAAAUGAUGCUGCUUUAAUUUAAUCAAUUAUCUACGCCCAAAUGAUCUAUUUCGAUGGUCUUCUUGCAGACGAGUGCAGCAAACGACUGGUAACGUGUGCAUCAACUAUCAGAAGGAACAUAAACUAAGAAAGAAACAACGUCGCGCGCACGCGAGGACGCGCAUUGAUACUAAAUCCGCUAGAUUACCAAACACAUACCGAGGAAGGAUGAAUGCUUCAACGCGUGGAGAAUUAAGAGCUAUCUUGGAUAUGACUUGGCUCUUAGUGGAAACUUUUUAAGGAUUUUACUCCUUGGAACUGUUUGAAAGACAUUCGUUGUACUUCUAAUUUGGUUGAGAAAGGAACCCCGCGGGGCCAGUGGGUCGUCGCACUGAAUAGGAACAAAAACGACAUUCGAACUGCUUUGGACAAAAUUGAAUGUGCUGUUCGUAUGGAUUGUUUUUUAAUGUCGGGGCGAAUCCAGGAGAAUUUACACCAUUUGGAUGACACGAGUGACCUACAAUGUACAAAAGAACACUGAAUUCUCUGGACUGGUCAAUCGAGAGUCGUAGGCUAAGCUAGGUUUGGACUAUUAUCAAGCUGCGGCAACUGACUUUUUAUAUAAACUCCACACUUCUCUGUUUUAUAUAUGUAACUACAAGGAAAUAGAUUGAUAUAACCGAAAAGUACUUAUGCUUCAACAUGUCAUUCUUUAACAUCCGUAAAAUAUUUAAACUGGGGUCUGAGAAGAAGAAGAAACAAUACGAGCAUGUCCGAAGAGAUGAGAACCCAGAGGAGGUAUGGACCAUCAUCGGCGAAUUGGGAGAUGGAGCCUUUGGGAAAGUGUUCAAGGCUCAAAAUAAACAGACAGGUGUGCUUGCCGCUGCCAAAGUUAUUGACACAAAGACUGAAGAAGAGUUGGAGGACUACAUGGUAGAGAUCGACAUCUUGGCUUCAUGUGAUCACCCAAAUAUUGUCAAGCUGCUUGACGCUUUCUAUUUUGAGGGCAAACUCUGGAUUCUGAUUGAGUUCUGUGCAGGAGGUGCUGUAGAUGCUGUCAUGUUAGAACUGGAAAGACCCCUGACAGAACCACAGAUUAAAGUGGUGUGCCGGCAGACUCUGCAGGCCCUUGUCUACCUCCAUGACAUUAAAAUUAUCCACAGAGACCUAAAGGCUGGUAACAUCCUGCUCACUCUGGACGGUGAUGUUAAACUAGCUGACUUUGGUGUAUCGGCUAGAAACACCAAAACAAUGCAGAGGAGGGACUCCUUCAUUGGGACACCCUAUUGGAUGGCCCCUGAAGUAGUCAUGUGUGAGACAUCUAAGGACCGUCCAUAUGACUACAAAGCCGAUAUCUGGUCACUCGGUGUCACUCUAAUUGAGCUGGCACAAAUUGAGCCACCCAAUCAUGAGAUGAACCCCAUGAGAGUCCUUCUGAAAAUAGCCAAAUCAGACCCUCCUACGCUGAUGCAGCCAUCACGCUGGUCCUCAGAAUUCAAUGAUUUCCUAAAGCGUUGUUUGGAUAAAAAUGUGGAUAACAGAUGGAGUGCAGCACAACUUUUACAGCAUUCAUUUGUGUCCAGUGUGACUGGCAGCAAGCCUCUGAGAGAGCUAAUAGCUGAAGCCAAGGCUGAGGUGACCGAGGAGAUUGAAGAACACAAAGAAGAAGAGGAAGAAGAAGAAACCGAAGUUAAUAUGGGCCAUAAACGUGCUCCCUCUGAUGUCAGUGUUGCCAGCUCUGAGGAUGAGAAAAUUCCACUGUCGCCCAGCUUCUUGGAAUCUGUCCCUGAGAAGGGUGAACAACAUCUCCCCAUUGCUACACCUAAUGAGGUCCCCGCACCUAACCACAUAUUGGUCACUAGCUUUGCCGAAGAGUCCACUAACCCUAAAGCCGCAGAGCAAACUAGAGAAAAGCAGCAGGUGACAGUGGAAGGAACAAAGGUGAUAGAACCAGGCAGGCCUGUGUCAAACCAACCUGCAAAGGAGACGGAAAAGCUUGAAAGCAGCUCUGCAAAUGAAAAGGAAGUUGAUGCCACUGAGGCUCUAACCAAUCCAGAGCCCACUACAGAGAUUCCAAAAGAUUUGGCCAACACACAUGAGGACUCAGACAAGCAUGUUAAGGUAACGUUAACAAAUGAGAAUGAAGAUGGAGAGAAGUCUACAGUAGAGAUGAAAACCGUAGAUGAGAAGAUUCUUCAAGACAAGGUUAAAGAUGAUAAUUCAGACUCUGGUAGGAGCUCAACUGCAGAUAAUAACAGCUUGGACCUGAAUCUAUCCAUCUCAAGUUUCCUGUCCAAAACAAAGGAGCCUGGAUCUGUUUCUAUUCAGGAGACAAAGCGUCAAAAGAAGACAUUGAAAAAGACACGCAAAUUCAUUGUGGACGGCGUGGAAGUUAGUGUCACUACGUCAAAAAUCAUUACUGACAAUGACACUAAGAAUGAGGAAAUGAGAUUCUUGAGACGCCAGGAACUCAGGGAGUUGCGUUUGCUGCAGAAGGAAGAGCAGCGGGCUCAGCAGCAGCUCAGCAAUAAGCUACACCAGCAGAAAGAUCAAAUUUACCGCCGCUUUGAGCAGGAGACUACAAGUAAGAAGCGUCAAUAUGACCAGGAGGUAGAAAAUCUAGAAAGGCAGCAGAAGCAGACUAUCGAGAGGUUGGAACAGGAACACACCAACCGACUGCGGGAUGAGGCCAAACGCAUUAAAUCUGAACAAGACAAAGAAUUGUCCAAAUACCAAAACAUGCUGAAAAACCGGAAAAAGGAGGAGCAAGAGUUUCUCCAGAAGCAGCAGCAGGAUCUUGACAGUGCUCUUAAAAAAAUUAUCCAGCAGCACAAACAUGAGCUGGCCACCAUCGAGAGAGAGUGCCUGAACCACAAGCAGCAGCUUCUCAGAGCAAGGGAAGCAGCCAUGUGGGAGCUAGAAGAGCGUCAUCUGCAGGAGAAACACCAGCUGUUCAAGCAGCAGCUUAAAGACCAGUACUUCAUGCAGAGACACCAGCUGCUGAAAAGGCAUGAAAAGGAAAUGGAGCAAAUGCAGCGGUACAACCAGCGACUGAUUGAAGAGAUGAAGAACAAGCAAACUCAGGAACGAGCCAGACUGCCAAAGAUUCAGCGCAGUGAUGCCAAGACUCGCAUGGCCAUGUUCAAAAAAAGUCUUCGUAUUACUGGAGCAGGAAUGACACCGGAGCAGGAAAGAGAGAAGAUCAAACAGUUUGCAGUUCAAGAAGAAAAGAGACAGAAGAAUGAGCGACUUCACCAGCAUCAGAAACAUGAAAAUCAGAUGCGAGACUUACAGCUCCAGUGUGACGCCAACAUUCGAGAGCUGCAGCAGUUGCAGAAUGAGAAGUGUCAUCUGCUGAUUGAACAUGAGACACAGAAAUUGAAGGAGCUGGACGAGGAACAUAGUGUGGAACUGAAAGAAUGGAGAGAGAAGCUAAGGCCCAGAAAGAAGGCCCUAGAAGAAGAGUUUGCCAGGAAGUUGCAGGAACAGGAAAUGUUUUUUAAGAUGAGCGGAGAGUCAGAGUGCCUCAACCCUUCAGCACAAAGUCGCAUUUCCAAGUUCUACCCAAUCCCCAGCGUCCAAUCCACUGGGUUCUAGGUCAACGCUCAACAGAUAAAAUCAUGCGACCGAACCUGUGCCUUUCUUCAACUUGGGCCACCAGCGGAGGAUGUAAGAGGCUUUCCCCUCUUUGGAUACCUCUGUCUGCGCAGCUAUUUUUUCCAUUUAAUUUCCCCAUCUACCACCUAAGAGGCAUUGCAGCCUCUUAACUUUUAUUAGCUCACCUUCUCAUGGUAUUCCCAAAACAGUCCGGUGCCUGCAGAAUUAGAGGUUGUAAACAUAUGGUAUGUUUUGCUGCUCCGUUUUUUCCACUUUAGACAUUUGCAAUAAGCAAUACUAAAAAUUGAUAUCCACUCCAACAUUUUCUCAUAGGUAAAUUUUGUGGAAAUACCAUUAGAAUUUGUUUGUUUCACAUUGUAUCUGAGAAACUGCAAGUGAAAUUUCUAGCGCAACAAAUUUACCCUUUCAUUUAGCCCUACCGUUUUGAGACUCAGUAAAAGGCUGGUGCCAUUUUUAUUUUUCAUAAAGCGGGGGAGGUGUUAAUAUUAUAAUUCUUCAGCUAGAUAGACUCAUACUUUUGUAAAAGAGAAACACUGAUGUGAUGUGUAGUGUCCAAUAAAUGAUAGCACCACGUGUUUAGUAAUGAAUCAGCAUUUAUUGACUAGAAAGGCAGUCAGCAUUUUUAUUCAUUGAUGAGUAAAAAAAUAUCAUUAUUCAAGGACAAAGAUGCAUGAUUUUAUCAUUAUCAUGAUUAUGUGUACAUGUACAACUACAAGAGCAUUCAACCAUGAGCGCUGUUAUUUGUCUUUUCCUAAUGAUCGUCCACAUAAAGCAUUUCAUAAACGUAUGUCUCAACAGACUAACUCAUUAUCGUAAUGCUUUGGAAAGGCUAUUUAAGGCUACGAAAUAUUUGUUCAAACCUUGGAAGCUUUUUUUGUUGGUUUACAAAUCCUGAUUGCUAAAUUGCUUCUUAAGUAAAAGAAGUAAAAGCUGAGGUCUUUGCAUGUUUGUAUUUGUGUUUUGUUAAAUAUUUCUGUGUUCAUUUCUGAUGAAGUCUUGCAAAAUGUUGGCCUGACUGGUUUAGGCUUUCAUGAUUGAUCAACACAUUUCUUGCUAUCUUUCUAUGAAGUGUUAUUGAAGGUAUUUAAUUGUAUGUCACAAAAACAAAAAGUUUAGUGCACAUUUUUACACAGUAACAUAACUCGGGAGUACUCCUCUUCAAUAAAAGCUGCCAAGUUUGCUUCUUUUUGCUGCUACUGAGUUUUCUAAACCAACUUAAAACUGUAAUUAUAAAAUCAAGACUCAAGUAAGUAAAAUGAUGUCGUUGUGAAUUUCAAUUUCAAUAAUUCAUAUUAGAAUAAUGCAUUUUUAAACGUUUAGUUUCAGGUGGCCCUGUGUCAUGGAGAUUUGUUUUUCCUGUAAAUAAAAUUUUGUCUGUACUACAGCAUUGCUUAAUUAUUCCUG
Corythoichthys intestinalis (scribbled pipefish) is the source of this 5051-nucleotide messenger RNA. RefSeq names its product STE20-like kinase b (gene slkb). The record is from RefSeq and is a predicted model, not a curated record. The transcript has 18 exons. Gene Ontology annotation, biological process: protein phosphorylation. NCBI's taxonomy places the organism in Eukaryota, Metazoa, Chordata, Actinopteri, Syngnathiformes, Syngnathidae. The coding region runs from base 732 to 3626 and encodes 964 amino acids. Gene Ontology annotation, molecular function: ATP binding; protein serine/threonine kinase activity; protein binding.